This is a messenger RNA of Eptesicus fuscus (big brown bat), 2281 nucleotides long. It is a transcript of the gene GFPT1, whose product is annotated as glutamine--fructose-6-phosphate transaminase 1. Gene Ontology annotation, molecular function: carbohydrate derivative binding; L-glutamine:D-fructose-6-phosphate transaminase (isomerizing) activity. Lineage: Eukaryota; Metazoa; Chordata; Mammalia; Chiroptera; Vespertilionidae. The coding region runs from base 162 to 2207 and encodes 681 amino acids. Gene Ontology annotation, biological process: UDP-N-acetylglucosamine metabolic process; carbohydrate derivative biosynthetic process; protein N-linked glycosylation. The record is from RefSeq and is a predicted model, not a curated record. The transcript is spliced from 19 exons.
GCCAAGAAGGGAGUCGUUACCUCGGCUGCCGCAUCCUCGAGGGAGUCGUGCGGGUACCUCCUUACCCCCAAGCCCGCUGAUAGCCCCACAGGCUCUUGUGUGCUCCCGACUCGGCCAGCCGCUCACCACUCGCCUUGCGGACCGAGCGAGCCUCCGGCAUCAUGUGCGGAAUAUUUGCUUACUUAAACUACCAUGUUCCUCGCACAAGACGAGAAAUCUUGGAGACCCUAAUCAAAGGCCUUCAGAGACUGGAGUACAGAGGAUACGAUUCUGCUGGUGUGGGAGUUGAUGGAGGCAAUGACAAAGAUUGGGAAGCAAAUGCCUGCAAAAUCCAGCUCAUUAAGAAGAAGGGGAAAGUAAAAGCACUGGAUGAAGAAGUUCACAAACAACAGGAUAUGGAUUUGGAUAUAGAAUUUGAUGUACACCUUGGAAUAGCUCAUACCCGUUGGGCAACACACGGUGAACCCAAUCCUGUCAAUAGCCAUCCACAGCGCUCUGAUAAAAAUAAUGAAUUUAUUGUUAUUCACAAUGGAAUCAUCACCAACUAUAAAGACUUGAAAAAGUUUUUGGAAAGUAAAGGCUAUGACUUUGAAUCUGAAACAGACACAGAAACAAUCGCCAAGCUUGUUAAGUACAUGUAUGACAAUCGGGAAAGUCAAGAUACCAGUUUCACUACCUUGGUGGAGAGAGUUAUCCAACAAUUGGAAGGUGCUUUUGCACUUGUAUUUAAAAGUGUUCAUUUUCCUGGCCAAGCAGUUGUCACAAGACGAGGUAGCCCUCUGUUGAUUGGUGUACGAAGUGAACAUAAACUCUCUACUGAUCACAUUCCAAUACUCUACAGAACAGGCAAAGAUAAGAAAGGAAGCUGCAAUCUCUCUCGUGUGGACAGCACAACUUGCCUUUUCCCUGUUGAGGAAAAAGCGGUGGAAUAUUACUUUGCUUCUGAUGCAAGUGCUGUCAUAGAACACACCAAUCGCGUCAUCUUUCUUGAAGAUGAUGACGUAGCAGCGGUGGUAGAUGGCCGUCUUUCUAUCCAUCGAAUUAAACGAACUGCAGGAGAUCAUCCUGGAAGAGCUGUGCAAACCCUCCAGAUGGAACUCCAGCAGAUUAUGAAGGGAAACUUCAGUUCAUUUAUGCAGAAGGAAAUUUUUGAGCAGCCAGAGUCAGUUGUGAACACAAUGAGAGGAAGAGUCAACUUUGAUGACUAUACUGUGAAUUUGGGUGGUUUGAAGGAUCACAUUAAGGAGAUCCAGAGGUGCCGGCGUCUGAUUCUUAUUGCUUGUGGAACAAGUUAUCAUGCUGGUGUAGCAACACGUCAAGUUCUCGAAGAGCUGACUGAGUUGCCGGUUAUGGUGGAGCUAGCCAGUGAUUUCCUGGAUAGAAACACGCCAGUUUUUCGAGAUGAUGUUUGCUUUUUUAUUAGUCAGUCAGGUGAGACAGCAGAUACCCUGAUGGGUCUUCGGUACUGCAAGGAGAGAGGAGCUCUAACUGUGGGGAUCACAAACACUGUCGGCAGUUCCAUAUCAAGGGAGACAGACUGUGGAGUUCACAUUAAUGCUGGUCCCGAGAUUGGCGUGGCCAGCACAAAGGCUUACACCAGCCAGUUUGUAUCCCUUGUGAUGUUUGCCCUUAUGAUGUGUGAUGACAGGAUUUCCAUGCAAGAGAGACGCAAAGAGAUCAUGCUUGGAUUAAAGCGGCUGCCUGAUUUGAUUAAAGAAGUACUGAGCAUGGAUGAUGAAAUUCAGAAACUGGCCACAGAACUUUAUCAUCAGAAGUCGGUCUUGAUAAUGGGGCGUGGCUAUCAUUAUGCUACUUGUCUUGAAGGGGCACUAAAAAUCAAAGAAAUCACUUACAUGCACUCUGAAGGCAUCCUCGCUGGUGAAUUGAAGCACGGUCCUCUGGCUUUGGUGGAUAAGUUGAUGCCUGUCAUCAUGAUCAUCAUGAGAGAUCACACUUAUGCCAAGUGUCAGAAUGCUCUUCAGCAGGUGGUUGCUAGGCAGGGACGCCCAGUGGUGAUUUGUGAUAAGGAAGAUACCGAGACCAUUAAGAACACAAAAAGAACAAUCAAAGUGCCCCACUCAGUGGACUGCUUGCAAGGCAUUCUCAGUGUGAUCCCCUUACAGUUGCUGGCUUUCCACCUUGCUGUGCUGAGAGGCUAUGAUGUUGAUUUCCCCCGGAAUCUUGCCAAAUCUGUAACAGUAGAAUAAGGAGCAUCUGAAACUCUGGGCGAUUAAGCAACACAAGACACCUUUUGUAUUUAAAACCUUGAUUUAAAAUAUCA